This is a messenger RNA of Solea senegalensis (Senegalese sole), 2946 nucleotides long. It is a transcript of the gene ccnf, whose product is annotated as cyclin F. The record is from RefSeq and is a predicted model, not a curated record. Gene Ontology annotation, biological process: regulation of cyclin-dependent protein serine/threonine kinase activity; mitotic cell cycle phase transition. Gene Ontology annotation, molecular function: cyclin-dependent protein serine/threonine kinase regulator activity; protein binding. The transcript is spliced from 17 exons. The coding region runs from base 238 to 2592 and encodes 784 amino acids. Lineage: Eukaryota; Metazoa; Chordata; Actinopteri; Pleuronectiformes; Soleidae. Gene Ontology annotation, cellular component: cyclin-dependent protein kinase holoenzyme complex; nucleus; centrosome.
AAUUUGAAUCUAGGCAAUGACCAAUACUUUUCUAAGAUAUUAGCCACCAGCUACAGCACGCCAGCGUCUGUGAGCCUCAACAUAACGCAGUCUGUAUUUACCUCCAGAUUAAACAUUGUGCUAUAUAGUUCGUAUACGUGUGGUGUUAUAUCUCACAUCGCUGCUACGUGUAAUCAGCUGCUGGUCCAAGCUAACUUUACAGGCAACACUGAUUGAGGAGAGAUUGCUGCACUUGCAAUGAAAGCGGGCGUCCACUGUCGUUGCUCAAAAUGCUACUCAGUUCCGGCACGGAAGCGGGUCCGUAAGAGAACUCCAGACCUAUCUUUGCUGUCUCUGCCUGAGGAGGUCCUCCUGUGUGUGCUCCAGUGUCUCUCUGCUGAGGACCUGCUGUCUGUCAGAGCUGUUCACUCCCAGCUGAGGGAUAUUGUUGACAACCAUUCCAGUGUAUGGGCCAGGGUCAGUUUCAGGGACACAUGGCCGUCUCCCAACACAUUAUGGCUUUUUGAAAGAGCUGCUGAGAAGGGGAAUUUUGAAGCUGCGGUGAAACUCGGCAUUGCUUAUUUAUACAAUGAAGGGCCAUUGUUGAGUGAUGAAGGGCGAGCAGAUGUAUGUGGUCGUAAGGCUUCCCACUUCUUCAGCCUGGCAGAGAGCCUGCGUCCUCCCACUGCAGAUCCCUUCAUCUGGCUAUUCAUCCGUCCACCAUGGUCUCCCACAGGCAGCUGCUGCAAGGCUGUGGUGUUCGAUCGUCUCAAGGCUGAGUGUGACAACAACAUGGAUAGGAAGGGGCCAUUGUUGCACUGUUUGGCCAGAGUUUUACAUCUGUUUGAAGAGCCAGAAAAACACUUGGAUGCUAUAUCUAUGCUGGAGGAAUCUUCACAGGCUGGCUGUCUACAGAGUUCCUACCUGUUGUGGGAGCACAAUCGCAAAGCAGCUAUGGCUGAUCCAGGCAGGUAUCUUCAAUGUGUCCGAACGCUCAGAGACUAUGCAGGCAGAGGAUGCUGGGAGGCACAGCUCUCUCUGGCCAAAGUGUGCAGCACUGGGAAUCCGUUGGGGUUGGAGACAAAGGCCUGCUCUGACUUAGUGGCCCAACUCUUUAGCUCGUCCAACCUGGAGUCACAGCACUUCUCUCAGGGCCUCCUCAGGCGAGGCAUCAAGGAUACCAUGAGAUACAUCCUAGUGGACUGGCUUGUGGAGGUGACCACCAUGAAGGACUUCUCCAGCCUGACUCUCCAUGUUACAGUGGGUUGUGUGGACCGUUACCUGGCUCUUCACUCUGUCCCCAAAGCUCGCCUUCAGUUAUUAGGCAUUGCCUGCAUGGUUGUUUGUACACGCUAUAUAAGUAAAGAAAUCCUAACUAUACGUGAAGCUGUAUGGCUCACUGACAACACCUACAAAUACGAGGACCUUGUUCGAAUGAUGGGAGAGGUCAUUUCUGUGCUGGAAGGAAAGAUCAGAAGCCCGACGCUGCUGGACUACGGGGAGGUGCUUCUGUCUUUGCUCCCUCUGGAGCGGAGGACCGCUUACCUAUUCAGCUACAUCUGUGAGCUGUCACUGCUCUACACGGCUCUUGCCACACCACCUCCUGCAAAACGGGCCUGCGCUGCACUACUCCUUACACGAGCACUACAUCACUAUGCUCCUCUCUGGCCCAGCCAGUUAGUCGACUACACCGGCUUCUCCAAGCAAGACCUUGUCUCCCUUUCUGUGCUGCUCUAUGUCAAGUGUUUCAGUCAUGAUGUUCCAAAAGAUUACAGACAUGUAUCUCUGACUGGAGUGAAGCAGCGGUUUGAAGAUGACGCCUACCAGCACAUCAGCAAAGAAAAGGUGAUGGAUUAUAAAGAACUGUGUCAGAUCUUUGAGAUUCCUGACGUGGAGCCACAGAUGGAGCCUCCCAGUCCAACUGGUCAACCAGCCGACAUCCACACCUUCAUGGCUUCUCCGUCCAGCACCAGCAAGAGGAGACGUGAUGACAACAUGCAGGCCCACAGAGCCAGCUUCACAGCCACACCCACAGCAGAGCUGUCCAAUCAGGAGGAGACGCUACUAGGCGACAUGCUGGACUGGAGCUUGGACACUUCCUGCUCGGGUUAUGAAGGGGACCAGGAGGAAGAGAGUGAGGGAGACAAAGAUGGUGAUUGUUCAAUGAUCUCAGUCCAACUGCACCCACUGACUGACCCAGACGGAGGAACAGAGCAUUGCAGGGCCUUGUCUAGCGAUGAAGACAGCUUCUGCGAAGUGGAAAAGGAGUUCAAAAAUAACUUCCGCGACCAGGAGGAACCACUGUCCGUUUUUACAGACCAUCACAGUUCGGGAUACUCCUCUGUGCCAAGUGUUAGCCCCUCAUCCACAUGCUCCUCCUCCCUCGUGCCUUGCACACUUAAAACCUUUACCACAUCUCUGGGUGCAGCUUCUGCUAAUGGCCAACCAGGCUUUCGUCUUUUGGUGCCCAUGCAGAGGCCCCGGGGCACCUCCAGCAAACAAGUGAAGAGGAAGAACACAGCAGCACAUAGUGGAGGUGAGGUGGAAAGAGAAGAGGAAGAUGGCAGGGAAGAAGAUAUGUAUUCAACCAGUGUGGGGUUUCUGAGCUUAUAGACAGUGGUUUUUAUUUUAAUGGCCAUGGGCUGUUUUAACAAACCACUUGCUCAGGCAUUAUCCUCCAGCACUUUCCUUCACUUGUUUCACAAUGUUUUUCUCACUCCUGCACUGAUCUGUCAACUGCCAGAAGAUCAAGACAUUUUGAGGUUUGCAUUCCAUUUCAGGCACAAUGAAAUACCUCCAAUGAAUUCACAGUCUGCUCUUAAACCACUGGAACAUAAUGUCACUUUCCUCAGGACACUGGUACAAUAAUUUUUGUUUUUAGCCAUCUGCAACAACCUAUCUCAAAUGAUGUGCAAAAACAAACCGACAAACACAAAAACUCAGACUUGUAAGAUGUUGUUAAGAUUU